AUGACAAAUAAAAAAAAGAGGUAUAUUAUCAAUAAGUCAACCCCUACUUCUCCAAUAAAUCAAUCUCUAUUUAACACAACGGCAGCAACAAAUGUAGUAAGCCCCUCAAUCAGAGUUAAUGUGAGGAAUCCAGAGAGUCAGUCAAGUAAAAGAUCUUUUGUAUGUUUGAAAGCAUAUGAGAGAUUUGAUCCUACUACAAUGAUACCUAAUUCGCUUGAUGAGGAUUUAAUUGAAGGAGUUGAUGCGUUUAUGAAUGUUAAAAAGAAUGUGGAGAUGAAUCUACGUUCUAAGGAUUUGAUGAAACCAAGAGUUGAUCUUUCUGGAUAAGUGCUAAAUAGAAGUGUAUUGGGCUCAACUGAGUACUACAGUGAAAUUUAUGAUAGGAAAUAAAAAGAACGAAUGAUAGCUUCUAAUACACUUCACAAUAAUAAUAGUAAUCAUCCUCUAUCACCCAAUGACAAUAAUUAUGGUAUAAUGAGUAGUUCAGGAGGCCCAUAGAUCGAUUGGUUGUCCCCAAGUAACUUGAGGACUCCAUCUGCAAAUGCAUAAAGAUUAAGAUCUAGAGGAGGUGAUGUAACUAGCCAUCAUAAGGUAUCAUUCGCUGCAAUUCUAGGAAGAGGAAGCGUUGUAAGUAGCCACAAUACAUCCAAAAAUAAGAAGGGUUCGGAUACUCCGAAGAAAGGUGCUAAGCCUACAUAAUAAAUCGAUCUGACCGAUUAAGACUUGGGUAAGAUAAAACUCUCCUUGAAUCAAAGACUUGACGAAAGCAGAGAGGAGAGAUAACUUGAUAACUUUAGCAAAUAUCAACAAUACUGGAAUGAUUAAGCGAAUAGAUUUAAUGGUAAAAGAAAUGAACUUAAUAAGAUCACAAAUCCUAAUCAUAGAGUAAACUUUCUAUAAUCAAAGAAGGAUAUUACAAUGCUUGAAAGGCUUGACUAUCAUACAGAGAAGAGAAAUGAAUAAGAUUUAUUAGAUGUAGCCUUUCCCAACGAUAUCAUAAAUGGUUAGAAUAAUUUUUACUGGAGUCUAAGGAAUUCCCCAGCUAAUAAGAAAAAGGAUGAAGUUGGUAAAUCCUUUCAAAGUAAAUCAAAUCAAUCAGAAGGGAAAAGAGUGAAUUUCUAAACUCAUGGCUAUGGGCCACUAAGCAAAGAAAUAGCCUACAAAAAAUUGCCAGACUAAAUACCGAUUGCAAUCAGUAAAACUAACCCAUACAAAGUUUGCAGGACAUAAUAGAAUAGUGUAGAGCGAUUUUAGAAUUUAAAUUCCAUGAAUAGUAAAGAGCAGCAGUCCAAUUAAAAUCUGAAUUAGACAUAUAAUCAUAAAGUGAAAUUAUUCAAAGAUUUUCCAGAGGUAUAAAGACUACUAAACAAGGAGAGAUAUCAUUUAGAUAAAGUAAAGACUUAUAAAAACUAUAGCGAGUUGAGUACUAUAUAUCUAGAAGGUAAAAACAAGCUUAUGACAGAGUUAGACGCUGCUUAGAAGCUAGAUGAAAGAUCUAGGAGAUUAAUGCUAAUUCCAGAGACUUUUUCUGGUACUCUAGGUACCUCAGAUGUGCUUAGAGGUGGUGAGAGAAUUGGUAGUAAUUUGAGUUAAUCACCAAAUAAGAAAAGAGAAGUAGGAUUCUCAUAAAUGCUGAUGAUCCAUGAAAAAGAUCAUGAUCCCAGACAAAGUAUGAUUAAAGAGGAACUUAUUGCCUCUGCCAGGAAAGCUAGAAAUCAUAUUUAAUAUUGA
Molecule: messenger RNA, 1731 nt
Organism: Stylonychia lemnae
Lineage: Eukaryota; Ciliophora; Spirotrichea; Sporadotrichida; Oxytrichidae
Source: the annotation of a GenBank genome assembly